This is a messenger RNA of Diachasmimorpha longicaudata, 10474 nucleotides long. It is a transcript of the gene Apolpp, whose product is annotated as apolipophorin. The record is from RefSeq and is a predicted model, not a curated record. Gene Ontology annotation, molecular function: lipid carrier activity. NCBI's taxonomy places the organism in Eukaryota, Metazoa, Arthropoda, Insecta, Hymenoptera, Braconidae. Gene Ontology annotation, biological process: lipid transport. The transcript is spliced from 7 exons. Bases 136 to 10365 code for a protein of 3409 amino acids.
UAAACGUUGUUGUAUUCCGAGUAAGCGUCGCAUUGACAACAUUUCCAUUAUUGUGAGUUUGAAUGCAAAGUGCUAUACAACUUGUCGGAAGAAAAAAUACAGAAGGACAAGUAAUAAACCAAUAAGACAAACGCCAUGGGGCAACUUCCGCGGCUUUUGUCCGUGGGUGUCGUCGCUGCUGCACUAACAAUUACUCUAUUGGUGAUACCAGCAUCGGCAAAUACUUGCAUCGUUGGUUGCCAUGGAUUGCAAUCGGGCAAGGGCCACGCAGAAGGCAAUACCUACACAUAUGCAUACGAAGGAACAUCCGUAACUGCAGUGACUGAAGCACAAGGUGACUCGACAGUUAAACUAAGUGCGACUGUUGAACUCUCGGUGAAGCCCGAUUGUGUUCGUCAAUUGAAAUUGAAAAACGUCCUUCUCAAUGGAACUCCGAUAAGCCAGAAGGAUGUGGAGCAGCAUGCUCUUCAAUUCAAUUACCACGAUGGACAUAUCGACACAAGUGUCUGCACUGAGCUCCAUGAUUCUCAAGCAUCUCUCAAUAUUAAAAGAGCUGUCGCGUCACUCUUCCAAACUGCAGUUAUGCAAGACAGCGGAGCUACAAUGCAUCGUGAGACCGACGUAUUCGGAAAUUGUGAGACUCAUUUCGAGUUUCAUAAGGAAGCCAAUAGGCUGACUGUUCGCAAACGUAAAAACUUGGCAGGCUGCUCCCAUCGUGAGAGUCUGCGCCAUGGGCUCUUCUACUCGACUUACGACGGAUCAUCCGAUAUUCAGACACUGCCAAUCCUCGACUCUCACCAGGAGAUCGAGCAGGUUCUCGACAAUGGAGUCCUCAAUAGCGUUAAAUCUACAGAAACUUACGUUUACAGGCCCUUUACCAGCGGCGAGGCGGGUGUGAAGACUAUUAUUCAGUCGAGUUUGACUUUAAAAUCAACCGCUGCUGAUGGACAAUCGCCCUCACCAGUGUCGGUUCCAAAGUCACUGAUAUUUGAGGCACCUCAUCCAGUCGUUGAAUCAUCCCCCGAGGCCAUUGUAAAUGCAUUGAAAGCUGUCAAAGAGUCUUCGAAACCCGAAGAAGUUAAAAAUGGAGCAGCUGAAAAAUUCGGGGACUUGAUAAAAGUCCUGCGUAAAAGCAAUAAGAACGAUAUUCUCAAUGUUUACAGGAGAGUCAAAUCGGGAGGAAGUGGAUUCGAUAAAAAUUACGAUAAAAAAAUUUUAUUGGAUGCACUUUAUAAAACUGGCACAGGCGAAGCGGCUGAGGUGGCUGUUGAUUUGAUAAAAAAUAAGGAACUCGAUAAUUAUCAGAAAUUGGGCUACUUGGCGAGUCUUUCAUUGAUUGAUCAUGUAAAUCUACCAGCGGUGACAGCAGUUGUGUCGCUCCUGGACGAUAAUGAUCUCCCCCGAAUCGGCUAUCUUGGCAUUGGUAAUGUCAUUGGUAAAUAUUGUCGAGACCACGAGUGCGAAAAUGUCCCUGAAGUGAAAGCAGCGCUCCAAAAAAUUUCAUCGAAAAUUCAGAGUGGAAAGCCGAAAAAUCGUAAAAGUGAGAACGAAAUGAUAGCGUCAUUGAAAGCACUUGGAAAUGCCAAAUACCUGGAUAAACCGACUAUCGAGACAAUGGUAAGAAUUAUCAAUGACCAGAGCAUUCACAAUCGCUUAAGAGUCGCUGCGAUUGAAGCCCUUCCAGCAAAAUGCAGUGGAGAUUGGACUAAGCCAAUGCUCGAUUUAUUUGGCAAUCGCGAAGAGGACAGUGAGAUUAGAAUCAAAGUCUACUUGAGCUUAGUUGCCUGUCCAUGUGGUAAAGUUGCUAAUCGUAUCAGGGAAGUUAUCGACAAAGAAACUGUUAAUCAAGUGGGAUCAUUCGUUACAAGUCAUUUGAAAAAUUUGCGAGCUUCCACUGAUCCGAGCAAAGCUAAUGCGAAGAAAUAUCUCCAGGAGAUAAAACCGCGUGGUAAAUUUCCCAUUGAUUUUCGUAAAUUCUCCUUCAAUAACGAAUUAUCGUACAAGAUCGAUAAACUUGGGGUUGGUUCGACUAUCGAACAGAAUAUAAUCUACAGUCAAAAAAGUUGGCUGCCACGUUCAACGAGUCUGAAUCUCACAACUGAAAUAUUCGGACGAUCAUUCAAUUUCUUGGAGGUUGACACACGAAUUGAAAAUUUGGACCGACUGAUUGAACAUUACUUCGGACCCAAGGGCAUCAUCAGGCGUUCUGAUCUGGCCGAUUUAAUUGUCAAUGGUAAAGACCAAUUUUCUGAUGUGUACGGUCGUGUGAAAGACCGUAUGGAUAAAUUAGGACGUGGACGUCGUGCUGCAUUAAAUUAUGGGGAUGUUGAUAGACUCACCAAAAAUAUACAACACGAUGACAGGCUUGAUGAUGAUCUUGAUAUCGAUAUAUCAAUAAAAAUGUUCGGUCUAGAACUGGCAUUUUUGGAUUUGAAGGAUAGCAGUGGCGACGAUGACAGAAGAGGAUCAACUGUCGACCAAAUCUUCAAGCUGAUAGAUGAAGCAAUGAACAAGGCGAAAAAUUUCGAUUACAGUACAUCAAAGCACAUGCACUUCAUGGACAUUGAUUUGAUAUACCCCACUGGUUUAGGAUUUCCCCUGUCCAUUGGAGUCGAAGGUAAUGGCGUAACGAACAUCAAGAGCAGUGGGAAAAUUGAUGUUCAAUCAAUUCUAAAAGAUCCCCAGAAUGCAGUAGUAAAAAUUGGACUGGAACCAAGUGUUAGUAUCACCAUCACAGGUAGUGUCACCAUUAAUACAUUUGGGGUUGAAAAUGGUCUAAAAGUGAUCGGUGAUGUUCACACAUCCACCGGUAGUGAUCUUUCCCUGAAAUUGCUCGGUGGCAAUGGCUUUGACAUAAGCUUCGGAAUUCCAAAGAAGAAGCAAGAAAUAAUAAGUGUAUCCAGUAAAGUGAUUUUCGUUGACAAAAAUGGAAUAAAAACACCAGUGAAAUAUGCCAAGGGCAAAGAGCACUCUGACUGCUUCGAUCAAUUUUCACCGAUUCUUGGAUUGACAAUUUGUGGACAUUUCUCGCAUCCUUACGACUCAAUUACAUCCAUCGACAAACGACCACUCUUCCCUCUCAGUGGACCAGCUAAAUUUGCCCUGAGUAUUGAAAAUACUGAUGCCACUUCUUACCAUUUACGUACCUUCUACGAUAAAUCAAAGGACAACUACAGAUCAUUGGAAAUUCUCUUUGACACACCGAACAGUCGGAGCAACAGAAAAGUUCUGGUGCGUGUCGAAGCAUCCAAUGAACCAACAAAGAAAUAUAUCAGAGCUGUCUUGGAUUCGCCAUUCAAACAGGCCGAUGGUCAAGUCACCCUUGAAAAUACUGAUAAGAAGAAGGCGUUAACAGUGACACUCAAGCACGACAAGGAUGAUUACUUUGGAUCAAUUGGAAUUGUUGCUAAUGGAAAUAAAUACAAACCAAUCUUGGAAUAUAGAGUACCUGAGCAUGUUGAAAAACUGGCCGGUGGCAAGGGUGAAGGAGCAGCUUACAAAGUCGAUGGUGAUAUCACUGUGAGUGAUCAGGAUCAGGUGAAGAAAUAUACAUUUGAUAAAAUAACGCUGAGUGCUCAUGGGAAGAAAUUAGCCAGCUGGGAUGGAUCUGUAUCAACAGGACCACGUUCACUCGCUGUUGAUGCCACCCUAUCUCACAAAGACGACAAUCUACACCUCAAAUUGGAUGGAAAAAUCAUCGAUCGUGGAUUUGAUCUGAAUUUGGCUGUUAUACCCUCCAAGAAUCCUAACAUUGGUUUCCAGUUGAUUUGGCACUAUGGUGCGAUUGAUGAAAUAAUUGAUCACUCAUUGGUGUUGACAUAUGGCGCUGAUCUUCAGUCGAAAACAAAUCGUCUGAGUUUAAUUGAACAUGCUGAAUACAAAAAGAAUGAACGUUCCACAGAUGUGUAUAUACCAUUGACAUCAGUCAAAUGCAAAUCGGAAAUUAGCUGGCCAGCUCAAAAUCUUGAUGGUAAAUAUGAAAUUGAAAUAUCGCCUAAAAAAUAUGAGACUGAAGCCCAUUUACACUAUGGAAAAUUCAAAAUUGGCACUGACAUAGAGAUUAAAAUUGACGAAACUGCUCCCUCAAACUGGGAAUUGGAAUUCGAGGCUUAUCUUAUUGACAGUAAGGUGUCAUUGGGUGCUAAGCAUGAGAAAUUAACUGACAGUAAAAGAAAGGUGGAGGGUAAACUUGAAAUACCUGGAGCUAAAUAUGAAGGUGAAGCUACAACUGUGUAUCAUGUUGAAGGGCCCAACGCUAACAUCGGACUCGCGAGUAAAUUGAAAUUAAAUGGAAAAAAAAUUGAAGUAAAUUAUAACUAUGAAAUGAGCCCUCAAAAAUUGCAUAGUAACGCUCUCGUGACAUUUGAUAAUACGAAAUACUUGGAAUACGUCUUGGACGGAACAAAAGGAGUAAAUCCUCGUGGCCAACUUACACUCACGAUAAAGAAAAUUAUAAUAAUGUCUGGUCAGUUUUCAUUUGAAAAUGGAAAAGGCAGCAGCAGCAUUGACAUCGACCUACCGAGGUUUGAGCGAAAGAUAAAGGGAACUGGAACACUAACAGUUAGUGGUACACAUCACGUUGCCAAUAUUGAAGUUUUCCUUGAUGCGGAAAAGGAUCCAAACAAGCGCAUCAAAAUCUCAACCGAUUGCGAUUUAACUAAAACUUCUAUCGAUACCAAAAACAUUAUUGAAAUUUUGACUUAUAAAAUUGAACUCAACGGAAAAGGAAAGUACACCGAUAAACAACGUGACAAUGGUGGUAAUGAUCGUGAUUUUGAUGGUACUAUUGACGUGCUCCUGCCAAAUGGUCGUUACCUCGUUACCAAUGGUGAGGGUAAAGUUAGUCGGGGAGCUGAUAAAACCAGAGUCAGUGGUAAAUACGAGGUAUUGUAUCACGAAAAUAAAGGUGGACAAGCACGUAAGAUCUCCUACGAAUAUGACGUCUCUACAACUGAACCGAAGAAAGACAACACUGACCUACACUAUAAAUUAUUACUCGAGAAUUAUGACAGUAAAAAUUUGCAAGUGGAUUUAACCAGUAAAUACGUUGGACCCAUGCAUCUGACUGGAAUGAAGAAGGUAGAUGUUGACUUCACUGUAUCAGGAUCUUAUUUACCCAAAGACUUCACGCUCACUUUGAACAGCGAUAGGGAGAGCAAGGAGAAAGGCUCUUGGAAAUUGCACUCAUCACUCGGUAAUGAUCUGUCAAUCACCGGUUCGGCCAAUUAUUUUGACGGUUGCAGUCAAAAGAAACCAAGCACCGGUGACAUAAACAUAGAAUUGCAAUUGCCAAGUGAAAAGCUUCGUAAUUUGAAAUACCAGAGUACAGGUAGUCUUCAACUACCCCACGAUGAUGUUGGUGAUCUUGAAGGGUCUACUGAUCAUACACUCAUCUAUAAUGAUGAUAAGAAGAUCAGUGGAAAUCUCCAUGUUCGAGGAACUGGACUCCUCCCAGGACAGAAGAAGGAGAGUACAGCAACAUUAACACUAGUUGUUCUUAAAAAUUCACCACUAAUAAUCAACACAAAUGUUAAGUACCAUCCAUUUGGAGACAUGAAGGGAGGUAAUGGCUCAAUUACUGUUGAGUAUGGCGAUAAAAAAGUGGGUUUGAAUAUCGAUGCCAAGUACAAUAGAGAUCUCAGUCAUGUUGGUGUGAACGUAAAAGCCACAACACCUUCUGAAAAAUUACAAAAUGUUGAAUUCGGCAUUGAACGCAUUGUCAAUAAAGAUAAUGACGGAGGUACUAAUCAAUACAAUGUUCAUGUGGUUGCCGAUGGAAAGAAAUACGAUGUGAGCAGUGAAUUUGAAGUUAAUAAAAAUUCCAAACGUAUUGAUAUCACCUUAACAAGCCCCGAAGGUAAAACCGAAAUUAAUUCUUCGAUCAAUAUAAUUGGUGAGAACGAAUACAAGGGUACGUGGAAGGUGGUGUCACCAAAGGGCUUUGCUGUCGCUGAUGGUCACUUGAGGUUUGAGAAUAUCGAUGAUUUUGUCAUUGACUUUAACUUUGACAGUGACAGAAUUAAGGAGCGAAAGAUACACGCUGAAAUAACUUCGAUGCCAGCAGUGAAGACUGGCAAAAGAAUCAUCAUCACUGUUACAAGCGAUGGAAAAAAUAUUAUAACUGGAAGCACAAAUUAUAAUAAACGCGAUGAAGCUGGUAAAGUUAUUAUCGAGGGAAGUGGUAAUUUGAAAAUUGGCGAUACUACGAGAAGCUCUAAAUUCAUCUAUUCACGCAAACAACUGGUACGAAAGAAUGAUGGGGAAAAUGGUGUUGUCAUUAUGUUGAACGCUAAUUUCGGACCUUCAGCUGUUGUCGGAGAAUUGAAACUGUCUGAUAAAGAAAUCAAUAUAUUGAAUAGCUACUGCGAGAAGAGCAAAGAUUGCGCUCACUUUAAAAUUCGCUCGUUACUUGAUACCGAUCGUGAUUCACGUACGGAUCACCAAAUAACCAUCGAAGUGGACUUGAAGAAAUUCUAUGUACCUGUUGAAUUUGGAUUAAUAAUAACAAACAAAUAUCAGCCGAAAGAACUGACAUUCGAUCACGCUGCCAAUUUGUAUCUUCAGACAUCUAAGGAUAAAGCACAAUAUUCGUCGCACAUAUACUUGAAUCCUAAUGAUGGUGGUAUUGUUCUAACAGUUCCAACUCGUGAAAUUGCCGUGAUAUCAUCAGUGAAUAUACCAAAAUCCAAAGUUCCAGUGGGGCCAUUUAAGGUUGAAAUCUCAGUUUACUUGGACAGGAAGAAUCAUCCCAAUGACAAGACAAGUCUUGUUGCCACUGGUGAUAUUAUUGGAGAUAAAAAUUCCGCUGGAAUAUCUGGUGAAGGUCGUCUUAUUUAUCCAGCCCAAACCAAGGACAUGAUGAUCAAGGGAAAAAUUUUGACCAGCAGUGAGCGAUACCUUGAUGCUAACGUUGAUUUGGAUCUUUUUGCCAAGAAAACUCAGAAAAUAACAGUUGUUGCUCAAAUUAUCAAAACUCCAUUGGAAAAGGGUUGCAACAUAACUGGUCUACUUGAUGUAACAAGUCGUGGGCAACAAUUGAAAGUUAAUUUGAAGGAAAAUCUUGCUGUAUCACCCAAUGAAAUAAAUAUUGAAUCAUCUCUGUCUUACAAUGAUAAAAAUCAAAAGCCCAAAACAUUGGGGGCCCUUUUAAAUGCUAAUAUCAGACAGAUUAAUCUCAAAAUUCAAGGACCCAACAAAUAUCUGAUACAAUCAGAUUCCACCAUUGAAUUGACCAAGAAAAAACAGAAGAUUGAGACGAAGUAUCAAAUUCUUGAAAAUCCAGCUAUUGUGGUCAAUUUUGAGGCAAAUGAUUUGAAUAACUUUAAGUAUCAAAGCUAUCAACAGGAUAAACCGGAUAAUAAAUUAAUUGUUAGUGGUAGAGUUGUUAGUGGACAAGAGGCUGAACUUCAUGCUGAUGUAUUUAUCAAUGGUGAACAGAAGCAAUUGUACAAUAUUGCUAUUUAUCUAGACGAAAGUCGUUUCCUCAAACCAACUCUUGUCUAUAAUAAGGACAAUAUCAUUUAUCUGAUUGACUUGUACAGAGGCAAAUUGGUAAAAUACGGUCAAAUGUUGAAAGAAACUGGCAAGGACAUCAAUGAUGAGGCAUCAGUUGAAUUGAAGGACUUACUCGAUCAUCUGAAGAAAUCACAGCCAAAUUUCAAACCAGUGAUUGAUUAUUAUGAGCAAGAAUUGGCCAAAUUGAAGGAAGAGAUCAAAAGCGAUAAAAUUCUACACGAAAUUAUUGAUGCAUACACCAAAGUUUUUGGAGGCAUAACAACAGCGAUUGUACAAAUAGUUAAACAAUCGAGUGAGCAAAUUCAACAAUUGAACAAACAAUUAAAUGAAAUUAUAGAAAAAUUGAAUGAAGCCAUCAGGACAACUAUGCCAAAGAUCAAGGAGUCUGUUGAUAAAAUUUCCAAAGCUGUUGAAGAAAUAGUUGAUGCUGCUAGUAAAUUGGUUGCCACAUAUGUCAAAGCUAUCAUCAAUAUCAUCAACGAGCAUCAGAAAGAAUUGAAAGAAUUGCUAACGUUGAUCAGUGAAAUUGCCCAUGACAUUAUAAAAAUUGUUUCCAAGGGUGUCAAACAAAUUGAGGGCGAUGUGAAUCAUUUUGUCUCAAUGGUGAUUCAACAAAUUAAAUCUCUUCCAAUCAAUGAAAUGCUUCCAUCAUUAUCAAAAUACAAAUGGGCGGAUAUUGCCAACUACAAAAUACCAGAGGCAAUUUUGAUGCCAAUUGAGGAAGCAGUUCUUCAAUUUACAAAACUUCUGCCAACCGAGGAAUUACGUGAAUUCGUCACAAUCACAUACAACUACUUGAUGAAGAUUCUUAAGCACGAGAAAGUCGAUGAACAAACUGAGAUUAAAAAUAUUUAUACCCACGGAAUUGACGCUGCACGAUCAAUAAUAGCACUCAUACAGCAUCAAGACAUCAACAACGAACUUUAUGGUCUCUUCGGAGAAAAUAUAUUGGCCAACGUCAACUACAUAAAACAACUCGCAGGUCUUCCAAUUCUUAAAUUAUCCAUCAUCAAUGUCAUACGAAACGGUGAACUGCCAAGUGUUAGUGAUUUAUACUACACUUACCGUCCAACAGCCCGUGCCUCAGACAUCAUACCACCAUUCAGUAAAAUGGCAAUUGUCGUUGAAGGUGGACACUUCUUCACAUUCGACGGACGUCACUUGACAAUGCCUGGCACAUGUGAUUAUGUCUUGGCCCACGAUACAGUGGAUGGAAAUUUCACUAUCAUCGGUAGUUUCAAUGGUGGAAAGUUCAUAAGUCUCACCAUAGUAGCACCCGGCGAGAGUAUAACCCUCAAAUCCAAUGGCAACAUCUUGGUGGACGAUAAACCAGCUGAGUAUCCAGCCAACACCAAAAAUCUUCACGCAUUUUUGACACUUCCCAUCGUCAACGUUAAAUCCGAUUACGGCGUCCAUGUUGCCUGCAGUCAGAAGGCCCCAAUGAUCUGUAGCGUCUACGUCUCUGGUUUUUACCAUGGAAAAUUGCGUGGUAUCUUCGGUGAUGCUGAUAACGAGCCUUACGAUGACUUUACACUUCCCACAAACGCCAUUACCGAGAAGGAAUCCGACUUCGGCAAUGCAUACAGAAUAAAUCCAGCUUGUCCAGCUGCUCCAGCUGUUGAUCACUAUCACAGUCACACACGUAAUCCCACAUGCACUUCUUACUUCACUGACACUUCUUCGAUGAGUUCAUGCUUCAACUAUGUCAAUCCAACGCCAUUCCGUCAGGCCUGCGAUCAUGCCACAGCUGCUGGAACUCCUCGAGCUGCCUGUCUAAUUUCAGCUGCCUACUACGCCGCUUGUCGCAAAGAACGCGUUUCCAUUUCAAUUCCAGCAGAAUGUGGAUCGUGCAAAGUUGGUAAAGAUACGGUCGCCAUUGGCAGCAGUUUCAGCGUUAAAAUACCCAAAAAAGAGGCUGACAUCGUCUUCUUCGUUGAACAAAACACGAAAAAUGAGGAGAUAUAUCAGAAUCUGAUUGUCCCUCUGAUGGCUGAAGUGAAAAAUGAAUUCAAAAACUACGGAAUCAAUGAUAUUCAUAUCGGAUUAAUUGGAUAUGGUGAGCACAUGAAGUGGCCACAACAUUAUACAACUGGUGGCAGUGCUAAUGUUAAUGGACCAGUUAAGAAUAUGAAGUUCUCGGAGUCGGCCAAUCCAAUAACGCUCAAACAAGCCAAAGAGGGCGAUCUUCAGACUAGAUUGAAUUAUGUUAAACAACGAGUGGAUGUUGAACUUGGUACAUUUGCCAUUACUGAUGCUUAUGAGGAAGCUAUAAGGUAUCCCUUCAGAAUUGGAUCUGCAAAGGCAGUUGUUGGCAUUGUGGCAACACCUUGUGAGAAGAGCCCGUUACCACUGUCUCUUCAACAAGUCAGAUUAUUCAUGGGACAACAAGUUUAUCGGGAUCUUGGAUUGACUUAUCAUCAUAUUGGCCCCUUAAAUGAUAUAUGGGUUUCUGGUAAAGUGCAAAAGAAUGUUGUAGGAUACGAUUCGACUGAUGGGUAUACAUUUGCGGAUAGUAAAAACAAACCGUUGGAUGGAAGUAUCGAUAAAAAUAACUUGGUUCUGACUAGCAACGAUGUCUGCGCCGGAUUUGCCGUAUCUUCGGGAGGUGCAGCUUUCAGUUCAAACAACUUCCUCGAUGCUAAACCCAAUCAACAAAAACAAUUUAUACAAGUGGCAGCGAGACGAAUUGUCGAUGGCAUGGCAAAUGCCGAAUUGCAAGAAGACUGUGUCUGUAAACAACAGUCAGGACUUAAUGGUUACGCUAACUGCAAAAUUGUUGGUCGCAAAGAGAAAGGAGCUCUUAGUAGACAAACUAGGGGUUCCAUCAAGACAUUGAGACACUGGGGUUGAGACAUUCCAAGGUCCAUAUAAUGCUCCCUGUUCCACGAGCCACAUGAAAUUUUUUACUUUUGUGAGAGAGACAAUGAGAAAAGAAAGAAACUAAAUAUAUUAUUAAAUC